UGACCGACUUUGACUUGAGCGGUCGCUUUACACUUCGCUCAGUUACUGGCUGUCCGGCGACUGAAUGAACACAGCAGCAGGGGGGCCGACUACAGUACGACCGACGGCGCUGACAUUAUUGCUCGCUAUCAGCACGACCUGUCUGUCCGCGUGCCUCGUUUGGUGGUGACAGCGACGAGGAAUUGUUAGCCGAGGAAUUAUUAUUUUUUUCUCAUGAAAUGAGACGAGUCGAUCAUGCCCCCUAGAUAGCAGGCCUGCCCCGGAGGACAGGAUGCCCCCCCGGAAACGGACCCGCCCCGCCCUGGGGUUCCUGUGCUGCUUCGGCAGCAGCGAACCCCCGGAGAUCAACCUGAAGGACAGCGUUCCCCUACAGCUGCUGGAGUUCAGCGCCCCCAUGCCCCCGGCAGAGGAACUGCACGCUCGCUUCUCCGAGCUGGUGGACGAGCUCGACCUCACAGAUAAGAACAGGGAGGCCAUGUUCGCUCUGCCCGCUGAAAAGAAAUGGCAAAUAUACUGCAGCAAGAAAAAGGAGCAGGAGGACCCAAACAAGUUGGCCACCAGCUGGCCCGACUACUACAUCGAUCGCAUCAAUUCCAUGGCUGCCAUGCAGGCCUUGUUCGCCUUCGACGAGGAGGAGAUGGAGAUGAGGAACAAGGUGGUGGAGGACCUGAAGACGGCGCUGCGCACUCAGCCAAUGAGGUUCGUGACGCGCUUCAUCGAGCUGGACGGGCUGACGUGCCUGCUGAACUUCCUGAAGAGCAUGGACUUCGAGACGUCGGAGAGCCGGAUCCACACGUCCGUCAUCGGCUGCAUCAAGGCGCUGAUGAACAACUCGCAGGGCCGGGCGCACGUGCUGGCCCACCCCCAGAGCAUCAACACCAUCUCCCAGAGCCUGCGCCAGGACAACACCAAGACCAAGGUGGCGGUGCUGGAGAUCCUGGGCGCCGUCUGCCUGGUGCCCGACGGGCACAAGAAGGUGCUGCAGGCCAUGGUGCACUACCAGAAGUACGCCGCCGAGAGGACCCGCUUCCAGACGUUGCUGAACGAGCUGGACAGGGGCACGGGACGCUACAGAGACGAGGUCAACCUGAAGACGGCGAUCAUGUCCUUCAUCAACGCUGUGCUCAAUGCAGGCGCCGGGGAGGACAACCUGGAGUUCCGGCUCCACCUCAGGUACGAGUUCCUGAUGCUCGGAAUCCAGCCCGUGAUUGACAAGCUGAGGGGACACGAGAAUGCCACUCUGGACAGACACUUGGACUUCUUUGAGAUGGUGCGGAACGAGGAUGACUCGGAGCUGGCCAAACGCUUCGACAUGUGUCACGUGGACCCGCAAAUGCCUGUGAGGCCAAUGCUUGAGCUGAUAUACAUGACCCACUGCGCUUACCCCUACCUGCUGUCCAUCCUGCAGCACUGUCUGCAAAUGCCCUACAAGCGCGGGGCGGGGAGCCUGCAGCAGUGGCAGCUCCUCGACCGGAUCCUCCAGCAGAUCGUGCUGCAGGACGAGAAGGGCGACGACCCCGACGUGGCCCCCCUGGACAACUUCAGCGUCAAGAGCAUCAUCCGCAUGUUGGUGAACGAGAACGAGGUCAGACAGUGGAGAGACCAGGCGGAGAAGUUCAGGAAAGAGCACGCGGAGCUGCUGGCACGCCUGGAGAAGAAGGAGAGGGAGUGCGAGGCGAAGACGCAGGAGAAGGACGACAUGAUGAGGACUCUCAACAAGAUGAAGGACAAGCUGCAGAGGGAGGGGGUGGAGCUACGCAGCGCUCGGGAGCAAGUCAUCGACCUGUCCACCCGCAUCAACGACUACUCAGGCAGCAGUGUUCCUUUCCCCCCUCCCCCUCCACCUCCGGGGGAUCCCUUGGCCCCUCUUCCGCCCGCCACGAUGGGCGGCUUCCCGCCUCCCCCUCCCCCGCUCCCCUUCUCCUGCCCGCCCCCGCCCCCUCCCCCGCCCCCACCUCCCGGAGCUCCGCCCCUCUUCUGCUCGGGAGUCCCGCCCCCUCCGGGCCCCCCGGCGUUCGGCUCGGCCGCCACCCAGCGCAAGAAGUCCAUCCCCCAGCCCUCGCACCCGCUAAAGUCCUUCAACUGGUCCAAGCUGGGUGAGAACAAGAUUACCGGCACCAUCUGGCACGACAUCGAUGACCUGCGGGCCUUCGAGAUCCUGGACCUGAAGGACAUCGAGAAGAUGUUCUCAGCCUACCAGAGACAGCAGGAGGUGCUCACUAACCAAUCCUUCAGACAGAAAGAGUCGGGCUCCAUGGACGACCUCUACCUGAGCACUCGCAAGGUGAAGGAGCUGUCGGUCAUCGACGGCCGCCGAGCGCAGAACUGCGUCAUCCUCCUCUCCAAGUUGAAAAUGAGCAACGAGGAGAUCAAACGGGCCAUCCUGGAAAUGGAUGAGAGAGAGGAGCUGGCCAAGGACAUGCUGGAGCAGCUGCUGAAAUUCGUCCCGGAGAAGAGCGACAUCGACCUGCUGGAGGAGCACAAGCACGAGCUGGAGCGCAUGGCGAGGGCCGACCGCUUCCUGUUCGAGAUGAGCAGGAUCGACCACUACCAGCAGCGGCUGCAGGCCCUGUUCUUCAAGAAGAAGUUCGCGGAGCGGCUCGCUGAGACCAAGCCGAAGGCCGAAGCCAUCCUGUGUGCCUCGCGGGAGGUGAUGAGGAGCAAGCGGCUGACCAAAACGCUGGAGGUGGUCCUGGCCUUCGGGAACUUCAUGAACAAGGGUCAGAGGGGAAACGCCUACGGCUUCAAGGUGUCCAGCCUCAACAAGAUCGCAGACACCAAGUCCAGCAUAGACAGGAACAUCACCAUGCUGCACUACCUGAUCAUGAUCUUUGAGAAGAACUACCCUGACAUCCUGCGCAUCCAGGAAGAGCUGCACAGCGUACCUGAGGCAGCCAAAGUCAAUCUUGCUGAGCUGGAGAAGGAGGUCUUCAGCCUCAAGAGUGGACUGAAGGCUUUAGAGGAGGAGCUGCAGUAUCAGCAGAGGGGCGCGCGGGAACGCGGGGACAAGUUCGCCCCGGUGGUCGGCGACUUCAUCACCGUGGCCAGCUUCAGCUUCUCCGAGCUGGAGGAGCAGCUCAACGAGGCCAAGGAGAAGUUCUCUAAGGCGCUGAAGCACUUUGGGGAGGAGCAGGGCCGGAUGCAGCCGGACGAGUUCUUCGGCAUCUUCGACACCUUCCUGCAGUCGUUCGGAGAGGCCAGGCAGGACCUGGAGAACAUGCAGCGUCGCAAGGAGGAGGAGGAGAAGAGGGCACAGAUGGAGGCCAUGCUGAAGGCGCAGCGGGAGAGGGAGAGGAGGGCGAAGAAGAGCGCCGGCGGGAGCGUGUCGGAGGAGGGGGGCGGCGAGUUCGACGACCUGGUGUCGGCGCUGCGCUCGGGCGAGGUCUUCGACAAGGACCUGUCCAAGCUGAAGCGCAACCGCAAGCGCUCCACCAAGGAGCUGGCGGAGGGAGCCGGGCGGGAGAGACCCGUCACCAAGGUCAACUAUUAACCCCUGACCCCCCGACCCCUGACCCCUGACCCCCCGGCCCCGCGUCGGACCGUUCGGCUCACGGCCGCGCACCUGAAGGAUAGUAGACACACCACCCAAAAGAUACCCCCCCCCCCUCCUCCCCCGCCACCUAAUAUUUACCUGUCCGGCUGCCCCCCCGCCACCCCCCCCCAGCCCCAUCCACUCCUGUGCUCUACAGAGGUGCACAGCAACACGGACAGGGGGGACAAACAGACAAAGACAUGGAUGGACAGACACACAGACAGAGACUCUGAGCCCCCUCCUGAAAUCCUCUCAGACCGCCCCCACGCUGUGCUCCACAGACGGAGAGGGUAGGGGUGGGACUCCUGCUCCCUCCCUCCCUCCCCCUCCCUCUAUCCCUGCCCAUAGGGAAGAGGCCAGCCUCAUGCCCCCACCGCACCCUCUCUGCUCUCCUAACCUUGCAGCUGCCCCUGCAGACAUGGUUGACCCCCCUCCCACACUGGCAGGGAGGGGGGGGGGGCUUCAUUGCCCCAGGCUGUUUUUGGGGUGGGCCAGGGGAGUCCAAACAGGAAGCUGAUUCCUGAUUCACACACUGCCUCUUCCAGUUCCGCCCAAUCCGCAAUUCCUGUGUAGCCCUGCAGGGGGCAGAACUUCCACUGUGGUUCCCUCGCACUGUGGUGCUCAGUGGCGUAAGGCGGUUUUCUCUGUCUCCUGGCUGGAGGGGGGGGGGGUGCAAUGGAGAGACCCCCUCCCUGACUGACUGCACACUCCACACAGCACUUUCGCCACUGCAGCUCAGGAUCCCAUGAUGCUUAGCAGCAUCCGCCGGUGUGGCGCAGACAAGCAGAGGCCACCCUGGAGCCGGGGUGAUCCGGAGACAUCGCCACAAUGCCGAAAAUCCCCCCCUUCCCAAGUGCCUCUUCUUCCACCGCACAUUCCUGGAGACGGCUUUCGAGGGCUCGGCACUGGUGGGAAACAGUGGGAACGCCUCACUGGGACCGGAUGGGAGAGGAUGGGAUACAAUGGGAUGGGACGGGAAUGGGGUCGGAGAGAGGGGAUUUUGACAGAGCAGAGGGUUAAAGUCCUUUUUUUUUUCUUUUUUUUUUAAAAUUAGCAUUGCAAUUUUUUAAAGAUUAAAAAAAAAAAAUUUGAGGAUUGUUACGGCCCUUCCCACUGCCAAAGGAAAAAAAAAAAUUAUAAAUAAUAAAAAAGAAGAGAAUACAUAUAGAGGCAAACAGGAAGGCGGUUAUAUAUUUAUACAUAGGAGCGGACAUGCUAGCGUUGAAGAAUUUUGUUUUUUUUUUCGAUUGUGUUCCUUGUCAUUUUUGUUUAAUUGAUUUCAUUGCUAAUGUAUCUGUUGUCAUAUUUGAGGUAUUAAUGUUCCUACGAUGUGCGUCCCUGCCACUUUGUGUUAAAGAACACCCCUCCCAUUCCAAUCUCCAGGUCUCGCUUGCACUGUAAAUGUACUUAAGACACCCCCUCCUCCAUGUAUUUUCCCAUGAUCCUUUAUUUUAAUACCCAGAACCCCUAACUGUUACCCCUGAUUUGGCGAAACGUGACUGUCGGUUUUUGGUCCCGGGUUUUUUGAAAGUUAUGGGCUGGAUGGGGUGGGAUAGCGGGCGAGGAGGGUUGGGUCGCUCGUUGAACCCAGUUGACGGCUUUCGCCUGGUUUAUUUUGCUGUGGUUCUCUUUGUAAAUGUGGUAUUGUGUGCAGCACUUAAAGGGUUAAAAUAUGGCGGAGUGUUUCCCACGCCGUUGAUGUUGUCCAGUAUGAAAAAAAAAACAGACAAAAAAAAAAAAAACUUCUAAAGCACACCAAAAAACUGAACAGGAAAACAAACUGAAUACUCGCACCUGUGAUGAUGAGCGAAGCGAAGCUCCAAGCCCCUCCCCCAACCUGCAGACUCGGCUGGCUAAGGGUUCGAGACUCUUCCCUCUCUGAGCACAGCCAGACUACACCGGACAGAAAGGACCGCAUGCUGCAGCCCUCUCACUUGUUUUUCAUUUCUUUUCAACUCUUUUUUUGCAACUCUUCUGGGGGUUUUUUUCAGUUGUUUAUUUUAUACAUAUUUGUAAUACUCUAGCCGUAGUCAGGACAAAGGUUGCGUGAACAUUGAAGUUUUGCCUUGUUCUGGUGUUUGUCUGGCUGUGUGAGGAAAGACAGAGGAAGGGGGGGGGGAUGGAGACCCCCCCUUCUUUAGGGAGCUGUGUUUCUGGGAUGGCUCCUUGGUUUGGGGGAGUGGGAUGGGGGCACAGGCUGGUCCUCUGAAGGAGUUCCGGAUGCUUCCAUCACCCCGCACGUCGAUUCCCAUGGCAACGGAGAGGAGAAAGGCCCUUUUGCCGAAAUGAAGAUGCGUCAGUGGGGAGGGACAGGAGCGAGGGACGGCCUGGGGGGGGGCGCAGAUAACGGACAGACGGACGGACAGAACCGUGAGGCGGGCACUGAGUCUCCAGGACAUGGGCCUGGAACGGGGGGGCCAGGACAGACAAACCCAGACUCUGUGGUGCGGGUCAGCCCUGGUCUGUCUGUGGAGCAGACUCCUACAUCACUCUGGGUGGAAGGAGGAGGAGGAGGAGGACAGGAGGAGGUGCAGGAGGCAGGAGGAGGGGAGAGGAGUAGGUGGUAUAAGUUCUGCACUUUUACAAAAGAAUGGACGUGGAUUUAUUUUAUAGAGCACUCUCACCAGUGACUAAAAAAAAAUAAUAAUAAAAUAAGAUGCACCUUUAUUUUUUAACUAUCUGUAAAAAAUAACACAAACGCUGCUCAUUUCAGAGCUGCUGCAACGAAUGACGGGUUUUUUUUUUAAACAGGAUAUACACGGCUCCCAAUCCCCUGAAGAUUAUUAUCCUCCCUCGUACGCGGUGAACGUGAACGCAGCCGCGGCGGAAACGGUGUCCGCCUCCCGUCCCGUCGUCAUGGACGACCGAGAUGCGCACGUCCGCACGCGGUCUGGCACCUGCACGAGGGGACGACCCCGCUGCGAACGCCGACCAGCUCUCCUCCAAUCAGAAACGCGUCCCUCGCGGCUCCGCGAUCGGAGAGAUCCGCUAAUUGGAAUGCUAAUUUAGCCACUUAGCUGCGUCCCGUCGGCUUAGCGCUAAUGUACUGCACUCCGCUUAAGCACGCUUUUAACGGGGGCCCCUCGUGCGCUUCGGCUCCCGCCAAUAAGAUUAAAAUCUUUAUUACACGAGCAGACAGAAGCGGAGGGCGUGGAGGAAGCCGUCGGUCUGUAAAUUAGACAUCGCGUAAAAAAAAAAAAAAAAGGCGGGAGCAAAAAAAACGAAACUUAAUGAAGCGCGAAUACGGACGGCCGACGAUGUUAGCGUGCGAUGGGGAGCAGUAGCGGUUAUAAGCACAGCUGCGUCUCUGCAGCCAAUCAGGACGGGUCUGACCGGCUCCUGAUUACUAACAGUGGUGCUUACAGAAGCGAGUCCAAGAGUACCCGCGUGUGCCCCUUCAGCUGGUGGGGAGGGGGUGGAGGGUGGUCGACACUAGAGCUCGGUAAAGAGCAUUUUGCCCACCAGCCAAUAAAAAAGAAAAUUGAAAAAGAGAUCAUUUGGCAAGUUGAUUUCCCCUGUGGAGGACCAUAACCAAAACCCCCCGUACACACCAGAGGUACACUUUGGCACUCCUCUGGUGAGUAAGAUUGUAGAUUGUUUUUUUUAUUUUUGUUUUUUAAUUAGUCAGAUAACGGUCCCAGGUGGUGCAGAACCAGAAUUGUGCCAGAAUUCUGGGCUCUCGGUGUUCUGUUUUUUUUUUUUGGGGGGGGUCGUAUUUUGGGCCAAGACCAACCCAAGCUCAAGCUCCAUUUGAACCGAGGCAAACGUUCACUUCGGCGUUAAUGUUAAAGGCAGUCGAAGGCUUUUUUGUUGAUGUUAAAGACAGUUAAAGACUUUUAGCGUUAAUGUUAAACACGGUCCUCGCCGGGCCGGGGAGAGGCCGGUGAGCGUUUCGACCGCGCCCCGGCGGGUCGGGGAGAGGCCCGGGCGUUUCGACCGCACCCCGACGGGGAGACCAGUUAACGGGGCCGCGGUUUCCGUUACGCGGCAGAUUAAAACACAAACGCCGGAGCCCGAGGUGCCGCCCCGAGGCCGGCCGGCCCCAGCCAGGCUCUGGUCCUCUUCCAGCAUCGCCCACGCCGAGCAGGGAACAGGACGGGGAACGUGUUUCAGCAGCACCUCCCCUUUGGUUUUUUGGGGGGUUUUUUUUGUGUGUGGGUAUUUCCCAAACCAGCAUGCAGAGAGAAGGAUGAAUGGUUUGCAUGGGAAAAAACGACAGAGGGGAAUAGAGAGAGUGAUGAAGAGAAAGGGUCUCAUUUCUGAGUGUAAAGUGCAGAGAGGAGCAGGACAGGUCACUGUGUGUGUGUGUGUGUGUGUGUGUGUUCGCCUGAGGCGGAAGUCACACGUUCUUUCACCAUGAGCCCCCCUCCCCUCACUGCCCCCAUCUUCUCCCCAUCCGACCCCCCCUCCCCCCCCAAAUCGCCGCUGCAUGGUUCUCCUGGUUGCCAUGGAGAUGUAAAAUACCCCCAUCCCACAAGGUCUGUUCCAGCUGGGGCUCUUGUCACCUAUCACUGUGCUCCCCUCACUGUGAAGCCGUGAGCUGUUUCCCGUGUGUGGUAAGCUGGAGUGUGUGGAGGAAAUGGCACCACACCUCGCCCCUCCACUUCCCUCUUUGGGUUGCCCGACAGCUCAGUCUUAUCUCCUCACACCUCUCCACCCCCCCCCCCCCCCCCUUAUGCAUUUUGUUUACCCGUAAGUGCCUCUUUCUGACCGGUACCUUCGCUGUCCUUGGUGGUGUGUGGUGUGUUUUCAUGCUCCCUCAGUGAACCGUUUAGGAGAAUAGGCAAAAAAAAUAUUAAUAAAAAUAAAUAACAUACUGUGCUGGUUUAAUGGGGGUGCAACUGACCUGAGACAUAAUUCAUCAGGGGUACAAAGUGCAUUUUGAUACACAGCCCCUAAAAUCACAAGCAAAAUCACGUUUGUGUCUGUAUUGUAUAUUCGACAAAUUCUCACGGUUUCUCUGUCAAGCACUCACCAACGCUAAAAGGCAGUACUAACUGAACAAGGUACAAACCUAACAGAAUACUGUCCUCUUUCUGCCUGAAACAGCAGGAUCAGCUAGCUUCGCAGGUGAUUCUCCCUGAUAGUAUAUAUUUUUUUGUACCUAGGGGUGCUAAGUUUCUGUAAACCCUUCAGUAAAAAUGGUGUGGCUGUACCUCCAUUGGUCUCCGUUAAGAAAUCUAGCAGCAGGUUCUUCGCUGACAUCACGGAGGAACAGAAACAGGAGAGCCCCUUGAAAAAUCUGGAGGUAUUAAAAGCUUUAAUCUGCGCAACAAAAAAAAAAUCAAUUUACCUUGCAGCGCUAAGGAGCAUAAUCAGAAACGUCCUAUUGAGUCCUAUUCAAACAUGGGAGGAUAAUUCCAGAAAUCUGUUCCCAGACUUUAAUCUUUAAGCAGACGCCAAGACAUGGCACAGAAAAGCCCAGAAUGAUUCAUUUUCUGCCCUCACUUGGCAUUUGAGAGGAUUCUGGAGAUCACAGGGGUCUGGCAGCACCCUGAUAUUGAGUAUCCAAUGAGCUGCCAUUUUACCAAAAAAUAUAUAAAUAUGUAGAAAUAAAAAUGUAAUUUUCAAAACUCGGACACUUUAAGUUUUCCACUGAGGGAAGCAACAAAAAAAAAAAAGGAAAUCGAGUACAGCUGAGGAAUUCAAGUGGAGAAUUCAUGAGCGUAAGGACCGUUUGUUAUGUAAUUUGUGCUAUCAAUCAGUAUAUAGAUUUUUUUUUAAUCAAUCAGGAGCAAGUGUAGUCAUUAAUACAUGAGGAUAUAUAAAAAGACUAAUUUUAUUUUUUGAAGUUUCAGAAUCGACAGUGUUAUUGUGUAAUGCCAAUAGAGUUUAAUGCUACACGUCGUGAGGCUCUGUGUUGGACUAAGUAACUGCUUGGCCUAGCUGGAUGGGUAAAGGAGAGACUGGCUCGGUGUGCUGAAUGCACUUUGGCGUGGAUGAUUCCUGUUCGAUCACUCACAGAGGUCAUUGCAGCUUGCAUUGACUUAGUCCUGGGUAGGGAGAUGUUGUUACAGAAGCAGGUAUGAUAAAAUAGGACACGACUGUGAUGUCAUUACCAUACAACACUCUAUUGUUGUUCCAUAGAACCCUCCCCCCGGAGAAGAGUUCCACCAAUCACAAAGUAUGUUGGUAACAACAAAUAGAACGACAUUGGUGAUUGGUGGAUGCUUACUUCUGAGAACCCUGCAGGGUGAGGUGUUGUCACAGCUCUAUCUCCAGUGGAUUAUUUGAAGCAGGAUUUGUGUACGUGAGGAUGGGUUGUCUGGUUUAGCCACAUUGACUUUACAGGUGAAUUACUUUUUUUUUCUUCUUCUUUUUUUCUGGAGUGAUGGACUUGAGAACUUACAGAAAGAGUUCUCAUAGUAUCCCAGAGUCCUCCACACAAAUUUUCCACAAAAGCGUAUGAUAUUUUAAAGCCUCGCUCUUGAGUCACUUGCUUGGAACACUGCAGUUUAAUUAGCGAAUGCCCACGUUCUGCCAGUAAGCAGUCAAACACCCAUGUCCGAUACACACUUGUCAUUUCACCAAGUGUCCACUGAGGGGCGCACAAAGUCAAGAGAGUGAUCCCUUCACAUUAAUCCCUCCCUCACCACCGAAACACUAAUAUACACUAUUUGUAUCGCUGAAGGAAAGUUGCACCCAAUUUAAACUGGUUGUACAAUUCUAUAAGUCAGUAUUUUUAAGAUUGAUUUUAAAAAAAGUAAUGCUCUUCAGAAAGCUGUACAGUUUUGUUUUGUACACCGUUCUAGAUGUUGAGAAAAGAGAAAAAAAAAAAGGAAAAAAUGUUAAGGAAUGUUCUACUUACCUGUAAAUUUUACCUCUAUUUAUUUGCCUUAUUUAGUUUGCUAUGUUUUGUACGUAUACACAGCAUUACAAUAAAAUGUUAUAUAAAAAGUAUAAAUAAUUAUACAGUUUGUCUGUAUUUGUUGGUCAGUUUCAGACGUAUAAGAAUGAGCUGUUCAGAAUCCUGAUUUUUAUUGUUUUGUUUUUAAUAUUUUAAUUAUUUUGUUUCUUUUUUUUUUUUUUUGCUCGCUUUGUGUCAUUUUGUAUGGUUACAAUAAAACACAUUUUUGGCCCUUUCA
Messenger RNA from Anguilla rostrata (American eel), 10617 nucleotides. RefSeq names its product dishevelled associated activator of morphogenesis 2 (gene daam2). Gene Ontology annotation, biological process: regulation of non-canonical Wnt signaling pathway; positive regulation of canonical Wnt signaling pathway; actin cytoskeleton organization. Lineage: Eukaryota; Metazoa; Chordata; Actinopteri; Anguilliformes; Anguillidae. The record is from RefSeq and is a predicted model, not a curated record. Gene Ontology annotation, molecular function: actin binding; small GTPase binding.